AUGCCACGAAGCUGGACUCCCACAUCCCUCCAGGGACACAGCGCGCUCCGGUCGAGGGAUGGAGCUCGGGACUACCCUUUUGCAGGCGAGGAGCAGGCCCGGAGAGAAGAGUCGAAACGGCGACGCGCGAGACAGCACUUUGUUGCGGCACUCGGUGAAUUCGUUGGGACCGUGCUGUUCCUUUGGUUCUCGUUUGCCAUCGGACAAACCGCCGCUUCGACUGGCGAUGUCGCAGGGACAUCUUCCCAAAUCGUUCUGACGAGCUUGGGGUUUGGAUUCUCAUUGCUCGUCAACGUUUGGGUCUUUUACAGAAUAUCAGGUGGAUUGUUCAAUCCAGCUGUCACCCUUGGCAUGGUCAUAACUGGAAACCUACCAUGGCUCCGUGGUCUCCUGCUUCUACCAGCCCAGUUACUGGGCGGCAUGGUCGCCGCCGCCCUGGUCAAAUGCAUGUUUCCUCCGAAAGACCUCGCCUUCAACACCCUCUUGAUGAACGGCACUACACCGGCACAGGGGGUCUUUAUCGAAAUGUUCCUGACUGCAUUGUUGGUCUUCACCGUUCUAAUGCUGGCUGCUGAGAAGCAACGGUCCACGUUCGUGGCUCCGGUGGGGAUUGGUCUGGCAUUGUUCGUGGCGAUGAUGGCUGGUAUCCGUUGGACCGGUGCAUCCCUCAACCCUGCACGAAGUCUCGGCCCAGCCGUGGCCACGCCGCAUUUCCCAGGAUAUCAUUACAUUUACUGGUUCGGCCCCAUCAUGGGCGCUCUGGUAGCGGGUGGAUACUACAGGUUCGUCAAGUGGUUGCACUACGAAGACGCGAAUCCAGGCCAGGAUGCCAUCGAUGAGAGGGAGAAAGAGAAAGAAGAAGAAACAACUCAGUCGUAA
This is a messenger RNA of Exophiala spinifera, 879 nucleotides long. RefSeq lists its product as uncharacterized. The transcript is spliced from 4 exons. Gene Ontology annotation, molecular function: water channel activity. Bases 1 to 879 code for a protein of 292 amino acids. Gene Ontology annotation, biological process: transmembrane transport. NCBI's taxonomy places the organism in Eukaryota, Fungi, Ascomycota, Eurotiomycetes, Chaetothyriales, Herpotrichiellaceae. The record is from RefSeq and is a predicted model, not a curated record. Gene Ontology annotation, cellular component: plasma membrane.